AAGCCUUAGAAACUGCACACGUAAAAGAAAAAUCAUCAGGUCUCCACUGAAAGAGGAGAGUUAUUCCACAAAGCAAAAACACAGAGAACCAAAGAAACCACAUUUCCCAUCACUUCACUCCCUCGUUCGUAUCUCUUUUGGUCCUUUAGGGUUUUCCAUUUUCCAUGGCCGAAGUCAUCAACAUGCCUCUCGAUUCGCUCGAUAAAUCCCCUUCCUCUUCCGCUCCUCCGCCGCCGCCACCACCUCCUCCCUCCUCCGUCGCCGACGAUGACCUUCCUCCGCCGCAGCAGCAUUCCUCGUCCCGCCGCAGGGAUAGAGACUUCAGAGACCGCAGAGACGAUAGGGAUUUUGAUCGUCCUCCGAAUCGCCGCAGCGGCGAUUUCUACGACCGGAACGUGUCGCCGCCUCCCAGAGACAGAGAUAGGGACAGGGACUUCAAGCGCCGCCGCAGCCCGAGCCCUUCUCAUCGCGACCGGCGAUAUUCUCCUCGGCGCUCGCCUCCGCCGUUCAAGCGAAGGAGAGCCAGUCCCCGCGGCGGUUACGGACCCGAUGAUAGCAGACAUGGAUAUGAUUAUUAUGGAGGUUAUGAAAGGGGAGUGGGUGGAAGAGUUGGUUAUAUAGAUGAGAAGUCUUUUAGCAGGUUUGGACAUCGUUCUGCAGGGGGAUAUCAAAAUGGAAUUUCCGAUAUGGAAUCAAAUCGAGGCUAUGGAGAAUUGCCAAGUGGUGGUGCACAAAGGGAGGGGCUGAUGUCCUAUAAGCAAUUCAUUCAGGAGCUUGAGGAUGAUAUACUACCAGCUGAAGCAGAGCGUAGGUAUCAAGAGUACAAAUCAGAGUAUAUUUCUACCCAAAAACGAGCUUAUUUUAAUGCUCAUAAGGAUGAGGAGUGGUUGAAAGAUAAAUAUCAUCCGACAAAUUUGCUAACAGUUAUUGAAAGGAGGAAUGAAAAUGCUCGACAGCAAGCAAGGGAUUUUCUGCUUGAUUUGCAGAGUGGAACUUUGGAUCUAAAUCCUGGUUUAAAUGCCUCUACAUCCAGCAAAUCAGGGCAAGCUAGUGAGCCAAAUUCAGAGGAGGAAGCAGACACUGGAGGUAAACGAAGAAGACAUGGUCGGGGAUCUAAUAAAGAAAAUGAUUCUUCAGCUGCUCCAAAGGCUCACCCUAUCAGUUCUGAACCUAGACGAAUACAAGCUGAUGUUCAACAGGCUCGGGCCCUUGUUCACAAGCUUGACAGUGAGAAGGGGAUUGAAGAUAAUAUUUUAUGCAGCAGUGAUCACAAUAAAAAUGAUGAUAAGGCUCAUAGUGGAUCUGUGGGUCCCAUAAUAAUUAUACGAGGCUUAACAUCUGUUAAGGGUUUAGAGGGUGUUGAGCUUCUGGACACACUUAUUACAUAUCUUUGGCGAAUUCAUGGUGUAGAUUAUUAUGGCAUGAUUGAGACUAAUGAAGCCAAGGGUUUGAGGCAUGUGAGGCCAGAAGCAACAGGGAAUGAAGAACCAGGUAAGUCAGGGUCUGAAUGGGAGAAGAAACUUGACUUGUUUUGGCAGGGAAGGCUGAAUGGUCAGGAUCCCUUGGAAGUAAUGACUGCUAAGGAGAAGAUAGAUGCUGCAGCAGUUGAAGUGUUGGAUCCAUAUGUUCGAAAAAUUAGGGAUGAAAAAUAUGGAUGGAAGUAUGGCUGUGGAGCUAAAGGCUGCACUAAGCUAUUUCAUGCUGCUGAAUUUGUGCACAAACAUCUGAAGCUUAAACACCCAGAGCUUGUUCUGGAACAAACUUCAAAAGUACGCGAGGACCUCUAUUUUCAAAAUUACAUGAAUGAUCCGGAUGCUCCUGGUGGGACACCUGUCAUGCAGCAACCUCAGAAGGACAGGCCUUUAAAGCGAAGAUUAGGUCUUGAGGGCAGAUUGAGAGAUGAUCGUGGUAAUCGGCGAGAUCAUGAUCGGAGUGACAGGGUAAAUGAUGGAGAUAGGCCUGAUAUUUCCCCAGCCCAUGAAAGGCAGUCUAAAGACCAUGACGAAACAAUGUAUGAUUCAUAUGCAGGGCCUGGUGUACCCCCAUUUGCAUCAGAUAUGCCCCCUCCUCCGCCAGUGUUGAUGCCUGUGCCUGGUGCUGGGCCUUUGGGACCCUUUGUUCCUGCUCCGCCAGAAGUUGCAAUGCAGAUGUUAAGAGAGCAAGGAGGGCCAUCUUCAUAUGAUGCCUCUGGAAGAAAGAUGCGGUCUGGCCCUCAUAUGGGUGGAACAGCACCAAUAAUUGCAGUUCCUCCAGCUUUUAGACCAGAUCCUCGGCGAAUGCGAAGUUAUCAAGAUCUGGAUGCCCCCGAAGACGAGGUCACUGUGAUAGACUAUCGGAGUUUGUAAGUGUCAUUGUGGUGGCUGAACCUGUCGUCUCUAUCUUCUGUGAAUUUGUCGGAGAAUCUUAUUUUCGGAUAUUUGUCAUGGGAAUCGACUUCUAAUGCACUAGGGUUUAGAUUUGUAUAUUUUGUUACUAAAUUAUCCUUUUGCAUAACUAGGUCAGUACUCCGUAAAUUUGUACGGAGUGUACCAUUGAAUUUUGAGAGUGCUAACAUACGUCACUUCCAUAUUUUGAAUUUAAAUUUAGAACUUGUGCAUCCAGAUUUAUAUUUUCUAUGCCAAGAAAAGAAUAUUUGUACUUUCUACAAAAUUAAAUUCAUAACCAAAACAGUAACUUAAAACUAUAGUUUUAUAC
Messenger RNA from Abrus precatorius (Indian licorice), 2694 nucleotides. Its product is annotated as serrate RNA effector molecule-like. The transcript has 12 exons. Gene Ontology annotation, biological process: primary miRNA processing; mRNA processing. The record is from RefSeq and is a predicted model, not a curated record. Bases 165 to 2345 code for a protein of 726 amino acids. Gene Ontology annotation, cellular component: nuclear body. Lineage: Eukaryota; Viridiplantae; Streptophyta; Magnoliopsida; Fabales; Fabaceae.